GGUGGCGCUUCCUCAAGUUACGAAAAGACCGCAAAUAGCAGGUUUCUGAGCUUGUGGGUUCGCCUCUAGUCAAAUACCGGUUUUUGAGCUUAAAAGAAGAAGACCAGCGAAGGUAGGGAGGAGAAUAAAAACAUCUGGUCUGGGAAAUAGAGGAUAUGCACCAAGGUGAUAAUAGAUUGUGAUUCGCGAAGCUGGAACAAAUUUCUACUGAGUUCUAUCAGCAUCGACUUUCAAUAGCCGGGUUUUUCAUGUAUGGAGCCAGAAAUGUAUCAUUAGGGUUGAAAAUUUGCGGUGUAAAGCUUAAUACAUCAAGCUAUACAGUAUGUUUACAGUUUAGAAAUAUUUAUACAUAUAUACUUCAGGACAUUUUUUUACAAGAAGCAAAAAUUACUGCCCCAUUUCUUCAGGUGGUCUACAUUCUCCUGCAACUCAACUGCUGGAGGACUUGUCCCACAUCUCGCAUGGCAUCAAAACGACAUUUCUGCUCCAGCAUCAUACCUUCCCAGAAACAUCUCUGCACAUCUUCAGUUGACAUCCCUGUUUAUUUCACACAUCAGGGAGCUAUGGAAACCAAUCUCCCAUACCCAUGCUCUCGGAACGCUUAUAGGUUGCUUACUGGAUUCAUAAUCAGCAAAUACCUGCAAGGAUGUUUCCGUUGACCAUAUCAGGAUCCUCAGCUUACAUGUCAACAGAGACUUAUAAGCCAAGUUUUUAGCAAGCUCAACACAUCAGUGACAUCACACCUCAUUAACUUGGAAGUAAGUUCCAUUGAGUGGAAAUCUUCCUUUAGUUGCUGUUCUGCAAGGUAUCUGGGUAACCAUCACAGGUCAGUUCUGAAUUCCGAUCAGACUGUCAAAUAUGCUGGGAAUUACUCACAAAUUUUGUAUGGACACGAUAAAUUUAUGUUAUCUCACCAGAAGUGUUCCUUGAAUUGUUUCAACAUCAUCUUCUUCUUCCGGUCUGUUUUUCGAAGUCAUCGAGGAAUCUGCUGCAGGUCACAUGAAACAUAUCAGAGGACAACACUAUUUUGAUCUUCAAGAUCAGAAUGGCAAAGCUAUAUAGAUGUUUAUACAGUAGCACUAUGACACUAUGGAGCUAAAUUGCUCUAAACCUACCUGGUUUCUUAAUAAUAGCAAGCAGAUAUCGACAAGGGUCAUCUGGUUCUCGCGCCUCUAACUGCAUUCAAAUGUUAUAUAGUUUCACUCCAACAUCACAGUUAUGUAAAACAAAUAGAAGAUUGCAAUUCUUUUAAGUUGAAGACUGUUAAAAACUAACCCCAAUAACAAGUGGGUGUGUAUCUGGAAGUUCAUAGCUGCAUCAAGUGGAUACAGAGAAAAUAUUUCAAAUGUUAAGGCAUGUUGAAUAAAAUACAUGAUCGAAAAGAUGCAAUUGUGAUAAUUGAAGCUUCUUCAUAUUGUACGUACACUUGGUGCUCUGUCCUUAAACGGCUUAUGCUUUUCCAUUUAGGUAAAGGGAUGGAUGCAGCCUCUGGAGCUGCAACUAUCAAAGCAUUAGAUAGAUUUAGGUUGUCCUCCAUUACUCUGCUCUCUUCCAUGUAGGUCAAUAGAUUUUCCAUGAAUGUCUUCUUAUCAAAUUUGAUAGUUGGUAUUUCAGCAACACCAAGAUCUUCCAUAUCCCUUUCUGUUGAUUCAACUUGAUCAAGUAGUGGAUACUCACCAGAACUUUGUUCACAACAGACUGGCAAAUGCCCCAACUCUGACAAGCCACAACAUUCUUCAGGCAAAGUAACAAGUGCCAUUUCAGAGUCAACAGAAGUAUCAGCUGAUAGUGGACGAAAAGAACCAACUAGACUUCUCUCUGACAAGUCACCUUCUCCAGGUAAGGUGACAAGUGCCUCUUCAGUGUUGAUGGAAUUAUCAGUUGAUGGUGAAUAAACAGAACCAACUAGACUUCUCUCUGACAAUUCUAGUUCUUCAGGUAAGAUAACCAGUUCCUUUUCAGUGCGGAUGGAAUUAUCAGCUGAUUGUUGAUAAACAGGUCCAACUAGACUGCUCUCUGACAAAUUACGUUCUUCAGGUAAGAUAGCAAGUACCUUUUCAGUUUUGAUUGAAUCAUCAGCUGAUGGUGGAGUGCCAUCAGCUAAGGUAAGAAGUGCCUGUUCAGUGUUGAUGGAAUUAUCAACUUGUGGUUGUGGAUAAACUGGACCAACUAGGCUUCUCUCCUGCGGCACUGGCAGGGUAAGGCUUGCACUGCAUCCAUGUUAGUGUUUAGGUUGCAUGGAAGAUAAAAGGUACAUUCAAAAUGUUUUGUGGCACCUCUUGUUAGCUUAAAAUAGUACACAAUAGCCAGGUAACCUUUUUUUUUUUACAGAAAUUUACUUCAAACUCUAAAAAUUUUAUUUGUAUAGAUUUAGCAUCAUAGUUGCACAAGAAUCCUUAAUCUAAACAAUUCCAUUAAGAAGUUGAGUAUUUAUUUGCUCAACAUCAAAGAAUAUAAAUGAUAACACUCAAUGUCUAAAAGAAAAGAUCAUGAGAUGUUAUAGCAAUAUAUAGAGUAGUUGAAACAAACCUACCUUGUGAAAGCACUUGCAAAGUGCCUGCACUCUGCUCUCAUUGGACAAGCAUUGCAAUUUGGUCUUUCUUUUGUACAAAACACCUGUAUCAAAUCAAAUUUACAGUGGCUACUUUUCUUGUCAUGCAAACAAGAUACUUAAAAAACUUAUGAAGACUCACGUUCUACCUUUCCAAACGUGAUCAUCUGUGUGUGAAAUUCAUACCUGCAAAAUGGAUGAAUGGUUCUUUCACUUUACUACUGAAUACUUAAUUAUGCACUUCUUGAUGAAGAACAACAUUGAUAGAAAGAGAUCAUCUACAUACAGGGUUAAGUGAUCAAGUGUGCAUAGCCGUGGCCAAAUAUACUUGUGAAUAGAGUUGACAUGUGGAUACCUAUAUCGUAAUGAAUGAUAACAAUAAUAGAGGUGUAAAAAGAAAAUUAUGGUUAUUGCUGUGCACUUAUACACGGGUACUUAAUGAUAAUGAAAUAUCACUUACUUUUUCAGAAGAUGCAUUGGUUGGCUAUUUGGCAGUAAAUGAAUAGGAACCCAUCCCAGACGAACUAGUACACGGCCAACAUUGAUGUCAACCUAAUUGGAUCAGUGAAGUAAAACGAUAAUGGUAUAUUCCAUGUAAAUAGAUAUAUUUACUUUUUGGGAUGUAUUAAAUUAAUUGUUGGGAUGUGUCAAGUUAAUUGUCCCAUUUGCCUUUUUGGAAAGAAAUUCACCCUAAAAGCCUCUUACUUUUUAUAUAGUCUACAAUAAUUAAUCUUAAAUUAUGAUACGGAGGAAGUACUAUCUUACUCCAAAUACCAAAACUUUCAAAACAUAAAUGUACCUUUUCAGUAGAUUAAGGCACUUUUCUUUUAAAGGAAACAACUCAAAAUGAAACCAUAGCUAAUGUAUUUGGAAUAUGAUUAGGAAAUAUAUCAGAUAGUCCCUCCGUCCCUAAUAACUUUGUUAUCUUUUCCUUUUUGAUCGUCUAAAAAACUGUCACUUUCCAUAUUAAUCAGUGAAUUUGUGGUUCCUAUUAUUUCUACCUCCCCUGCACAAGCCUCAAACCCCUCAAUCACAUAAUUUUUAUUUUAUUAUUUCUCGUACCAGUCAAACUUUGCAAACUUCGCAAAGUUUUGAGGGACGGAGGGAGUAUAUGAUUGUAAAAUAUUAGUGAUCUUACCUUGUGGAGGUUAGACAAAUCACAUGUACACACCAUACACCAUGCAUGCAUACACACACAG
Messenger RNA from Cuscuta epithymum, 3750 nucleotides. NCBI's taxonomy places the organism in Eukaryota, Viridiplantae, Streptophyta, Magnoliopsida, Solanales, Convolvulaceae. The record is from the annotation of a GenBank genome assembly.